CGUGUCAUGGAGGCUCAGUCAACGAGCAGCCAUUGAAGGGGAAGGAACUGUGGCGUGCGUGUGUGUGUGCGCGCGCGCGCGCGUGUGUGUGCGUGUUUGUGCGUGCGUGUGAGUGCGCGCGAGUGUGUGGACGAGGAGGUGGGGGCGGCCGACUUAAGAGUCCCAACUCCUUGGACUCCAUUUGCUAUUCUCUUCUUUCUCCCCCACACCUAUCUGGAGGUAGUGGGCGUUUAUAUUUGCUUUUCUUUUCAUUCAUUUCCAGAUCUUUUACAAUUUAAGGGUUGGGGGUAGUGGGAAAGGCAGGAAAGGGUCAGGGAAGGAGUAGUAGCAGCCGAGCAGGAGGAGGACAUGGAGAUGAAGAAGAGGAUUAACCUGGAGUUAAGGAACAGAGCCCCGGAGGAGGUGACAGAGUUAGUCCUUGAUAAUUGCCUGUGUGUCAAUGGGGAAAUUGAAGGCCUGAAUGAUACUUUUAAAAAACUAGAGUUUCUGAGUAUGGCUAAUGUGGAACUAAGUUCACUGGCCCGACUGCCCAGCUUAAAUAAACUUCGAAAGUUGGAACUUAGUGACAAUAUAAUUUCUGGUGGUUUGGAAGUCCUGGCAGAGAAAUGUCCAAAUCUUACUUACCUCAAUCUGAGUGGAAAUAAAAUCAAAGAUCUCAGUACAGUAGAAGCUCUGCAAAAUCUUAAAAAUUUGAAAAGUCUUGACUUGUUUAACUGUGAGAUCACAAACCUGGAAGAUUACAGAGAAAGUAUCUUCGAACUGCUGCAGCAAAUCACGUACUUAGAUGGAUUUGAUCAGGAGGAUAACGAAGCACCAGAUUCAGAAGAGGAGGAUGAUGAGGAUGGAGAUGAAGAUGAUGAAGAGGAAGAAGAUGAAGCUGGUCCACCUGAAGAAUAUGAAGAAGAAGAGGAGGAAGAAGAGGAGGAUGAGGAUGAGGAUGAGGAUGAAGCGGGCUCGGAAUUGGGAGAGGGAGAAGAGGAAGUGGGCCUCUCAUAUUUAAUGAAAGAAGAAAUCCAGGAUGAAGAAGAUGAUGAUGAUUACGUUGAAGAAGGGGAAGAAGAGGAAGAAGAGGAAGAAGAAGGUCUUCGAGGGGAAAAAAGGAAACGAGAUGCUGAAGAUGAUGGAGAUGAAGAAGAUGACUAGAUCAUUCUAAGACCAGAUUCCCUAAUGUUCCUGGGUGUGCAAUAGAGUGAUCACAUCUUCUUUGUUUCUUCAUGUACCAUAGCGAUCCCUACAGAAGAUAACCUGUAACUUUUUAUAGGAAAAGUGUGGUUUUACUAUUUUUGCCUUAUCAUUCCAAAUAAGAUUUACUAGUCUGUUAAUGAUCAUAUUGUAUGUAGAGAAAAAAAUUUUCAUUGACCCCAUUGUGAAAUUCUCUAGCAAUUUAUUUAGAAUCUUCAUUUUUCUCAUUCAAGCUCACUGUAUUAGUUAUUUUUAGCCCAUAAUUAAAAACAUGAUCACUUUUACACAGGCGUAGUUUGGUGCAUUUCAUUCAUAAGGUUUUAAAGUUAUUUAUGAGUUAACUGAAAUCACAGUCGGCUGGAAUAUGAAAUGAAAAUAAUCUCUUGACUGAUAAGUUGAUUAUAUUUUUAGAGGUGACCCAGAGAUCUCUAGCUUGAAGGCAAUGACCUUUUGGGGGAGGGCUAAGGGUAUUUGGGUGCUUUUUUGUCACAUCAGUAACUUAGAAAGUAGGAAAAUAGCAAAGGUUCUAUUCAACAAUAUAGUUCAUGGCUUUUGUGGAGGCUUCUGAAACCUUUUAAGCCAGGUGACUAAUAUUUUAUUUUUGAAGGAAAAUUGGUUGUACAAAGUUCAGAUUCAUGCAGCUGAGCCUUUGUUUUUCAAGCUGAAGAUCACAAAAUAUCAACGGUUGUUUAUUUUGUUUUCAAGUGCACAUUCUUUAUUUUCCUCCCAGCUAUUCCUUUAUGAUGACUUCCAUUUCUUGUUUCACCCCCCCUUUUUUAAAAAGAUUUUAUUUAUUUAUUCAUGACAGACACACAGAGAGAGAGGCAGAGACACAAGCAGGCUCCAUGCAGGGAGCCUGACAUGGGACUCGGUCCUGCGUCUCCAGGAUCAGGCCCUGGGCUGAAGGCGGUGCUAAAUCGCUGGGCCACAGGGGCUGUCCCCGUCCCUCUAUCUCAAAAAUGUUGGGAAACUUAUGGCUACCAAGGAAAAACUUUAUUUAGUCUUUUACACUUUAACCACCUUUUCAGACUGUCUCAUUUUUAAAUAAGCUAAGUGAAAGAAAUAGAAUAUUUUCUGAGAUACAAAUAUUAUCAAUACAGUAUUUGCAAUAGAUUCUGCUUAUUGUAAAUCUUUCUUGGUUGAGAAGAUGUACAGACUGUAUUAAUAGGGUAAAGAAGGAAAAGCAGAGGAAGCUUUCAGAAGCAGCAUUAAUGUUCCUCAAAAGUCUGAACAAUUGCCUGCCGAUAAUUAAUGAGACAUGCAAGUCAAAUUUUCAAGUUAGCUUCCCAAAUGAUUUAGAUACCACACUUCAAAAAUAUUUCUAAUUUUUCUGAGUAGAACUUUUAAUUAUUCUUCCUAUAAUUUUAAGGUAUUACCAGAUAUAGCAUUUAAUUGGAAUAUACUGGGCAGUUGGAAAAAUAUUUGAAAGUAAAUAUUAAAAUUAAGAUUUGUUUCCAAGUGGAAGUCCAUUAAAAAUAGAAAAAUAUUUGGGUUGGGUGUGUUUCUUUACAUGGCUACUAAAUAUAAUAAUAUGAGUAGACAAGUAUAUCUCCCUUUUUUGUUGUGGAGGCUCCAUGCUCAAGGCAAUUGCUUUUUAAUACUUGGCUAAAUUGUUUUCCCCUUUGUUUUGAAUAUCUGUAAGCUUUUUUAAAGUUAGCAUCAGCAAAUUAAUUGAAGUUAUACUUCUAUACUGGGACACAUCUCAAUUACUGAGUAAAGAAUUUAUUUUUCAGUUUCAGAUGUAUGACUUGGGGUUUUAAAGUAAAAAUUACAAAGUUAUUUGUGAGUAAACUAAAGUUGCACAAGUGACUGAAAUAAAACUUGUGGAAUAGGUUUAGUGGGGGGAUUGAAAUCUCCAAAAGGCCAACAUUUUACUCCUUUUUUAAUAGUUGAAAUACCCUGUUUUAGUCCCUAAGAAUUCUCAUUGCAUAGUAUAUGCCAGACUAUAAAAUACUUAUUUUUAAAAUGAAAUCUAUAUAUUGACUUUCUUAUCAAUCAUCUUAUUGUGCAAUCAGAAUUAGAUUUCUUUGAUUUGAAAACAACAUUUAGAGCCUCCAAAUAACUUUUCAAAGACUUAUUCAGCUUUGUGGGUGGUAUUUUCAUGCAAACAAGUAAGGGUGGGUUUUAUAUUUUGUAGAAGUUUUUGGUCCUAUUUUAAUGCUCUUUGUAUGGCAGUAUGUAUAUAGUGUGUUAAAUUCCUCAAAACUCUUCUUUAAAAACUUUGAAGUUAAUACUUUUGUGUAACUGUGUUUUGAAUAAAGCCAUGACAGUGUUUAAAAAAAAAAUGCAGCACUCCUGAUUAUUUUUAUUGUUUCUGACUGUUUCAAACCUGUUUUUUUUCUGUGACUGCUGUAAUUUAAAGUUUUUGAAAUUGAAUUGCUUCAAAUAAAUGGAGGAUUUGUUGUUAA
Messenger RNA from Nyctereutes procyonoides (raccoon dog), 3590 nucleotides. It is a transcript of the gene ANP32E, whose product is annotated as acidic nuclear phosphoprotein 32 family member E. The transcript is spliced from 7 exons. Gene Ontology annotation, biological process: regulation of apoptotic process. Gene Ontology annotation, molecular function: phosphatase inhibitor activity; histone binding. Lineage: Eukaryota; Metazoa; Chordata; Mammalia; Carnivora; Canidae. Bases 349 to 1143 code for a protein of 264 amino acids. The record is from RefSeq and is a predicted model, not a curated record. Gene Ontology annotation, cellular component: nucleus.